AUGGACUUCGAGGCAGUGAAGGACCAAUGGAACGAAGUCGAAGAUCGUGAUGGUGUCCGACUUAGCUGGAAUGUAUUUCCCAGUACACGCAUGGAAGCAUCGAGACUUGUCGUUCCGAUAGGAGCCCUCUACACGCCCUUGAAGGAGAAACCAGACACUCCACUGCUACAAUACGAACCUGUCGUGUGCAAGCAGCCAUGCAAAGCUGUCCUAAAUCCUUUCGCCAAUGUUGAUAUUCGUGCAAGAAUAUGGAUCUGUCCUUUCUGCCUCCAGCGGAAUCCACUCCCUCCACACUACAAAGACAUAUCAGAGACGGCAAUCCCUCCAGAACUUCAUCCCUCCAACACGACCAUCGAAUAUCAGUUAGCGCGGCCGGGUCCGGCUCCGCCAAUAUUCGUCUAUGUCGUAGAUACUUGCCAAGAAGAGGACAGCUUAAAGGCAUUAAGAGACUCCCUGGUGAUGAGCUUGUCCCUGCUUCCGGCAAACGCAUUAGUUGGCCUGAUCACAUUUGGGACUAUGACACAAGUCCAUGAACUCGGCUAUGCGGAAUGUGCCAAAUCCUAUGUUUUUAGAGGUAGCAAGGACUAUGCAGCAAAACAAGUCCAAGAGAUGCUUGCCCUUACUACACCUGGAAUUCGACCGAACGUCCCCCCUGCACAAGGCCGCCCCCCGCCGCCAGUGGGCGCUGCGGCUCGCUUCUUGCUUCCAGUACAGCAGGCAGAAUUUCAAAUCACAAAUGCGCUCGAACAGAUGCAGAGAGAUCCAUGGCCAGUUGCUAACGAUCGAAGAGCUCUAAGAUGCACUGGUGUAGCUCUGAGUGUGGCUAUUGGUCUACUAGAGACUUCCUUCCAGAAUGCCGGAGCUCGAAUAAUGCUCUUUGCUGGGGGUCCAGCCACCGAAGGUCCCGGUCAAGUCGUUGGUCCAGAACUCCGAGAACCAAUUCGAUCGCACCAUGAUAUUGACCGCGAUAACAUCAAGUACUAUAAAAAGGCUGUCAAAUUCUAUGACAAUCUUGCAAAGCGGACAGCUCAUAAUGGUCAUAUCGUCGAUAUCUUUGCUGGUUGCCUCGAUCAGGUGGGUCUCCUUGAAAUGAAAGGUCUUCCCAAUUCGACUGGAGGCCACAUGAUCUUGACAGACAGUUUCACGUCUUCUCAAUUCAAGCAAUCCUUUGUUCGCGUGUUUGACAAAGAUGCUCAAGACCUACUACUGAUGGGUUUUAAUGCUUCUCUUGAAGUCUUGACUACCAAAGAGUUAAAGGUGACAGGACUGAUAGGCCAUGCGGUAUCUCUCAACAAGAAAUCAGGCUCUGUUGGCGAAACCGAAUGUGGCAUUGGCAACACCUGUGCGUGGAAGAUGUGUGGUAUAGAUCCAACUGCAAGCUAUGGGAUAUAUUUCGAAAUUGCAAAUCAGGGCGGUCCUUCUGCCAUGCAACAAGGACCUGCUCGAGGAUCUAUGCAGUUUCUUACAUAUUACCAACAUUCAGGGGGUCAGUAUCACCUCCGAGUCACAACUGUUGCCAGAAAUCUAAGCGGUCCUGCUGGUGAUCCAUCCUUGGCCCAGUCGUUUGACCAGGAAGCGGCAGCAGUUCUCAUGUCUCGCAUUGCAGUGUUCAAGGCAGAGGUAGACGAUGGGCCUGAUGUGCUCCGAUGGGUCGACAGAAUGCUCAUUCGAUUGUGUGCUCGAUUUGCCGACUAUCGCAAGGACGACCCAACCUCUUUCCGUCUAGAGAAGAACUUUACCCUUUAUCCACAAUUCAUGUUCCAUCUUCGCCGAUCCCAGUUCCUUCAGGUCUUUAAUAACUCACCUGACGAGACAGCUUUCUACCGGCAUGUGCUCAAUCAUGAAUAUGUUGGAAAUUCUCUCGUUAUGAUCCAGCCGACAUUGGACGCCUACAGCUUAGAGCAUGAAGGCGCUUUGCCAGUCCUACUCGAUUCAGCUUCGAUUCAACCUACCCACAUACUUCUGCUUGAUACAUUUUUCCAGAUUCUGAUCUUCCACGGCGAGACAAUGGCAGAGUGGCGAAAAGCAGGAUAUCAGGAUCAAGAAGGAUAUGAAAAUUUCAAAGCAAUUCUUGAUGCCCCAAAAGAGGAUGCUAGGGAGCUCGUACAGGACAGGUUUCCUUUACCAAGGUUUAUCAUAUGUGAUGCCGGUGGCUCUCAAGCACGCUUCCUCCUUUCCAAACUCAACCCUUCCACAACACAUGCCAGUGGAGGAUACGGUGGAGUUUCACAAACAGCGCAGACCAUAUUCACUGACGACGUCUCCCUACAGACCUUUAUGGACCACCUGAUGAAACUUGCGGUGUCGGGCACAACCUGA
Molecule: messenger RNA, 2319 nt
Organism: Endocarpon pusillum Z07020
Lineage: Eukaryota; Fungi; Ascomycota; Eurotiomycetes; Verrucariales; Verrucariaceae
Product: Protein transport protein SEC23
Exons: 5
Coding region: 1-2319 (772 amino acids)
Biological process (GO): COPII-coated vesicle budding; COPII-coated vesicle cargo loading; endoplasmic reticulum to Golgi vesicle-mediated transport
Cellular component (GO): COPII vesicle coat; endoplasmic reticulum exit site
Molecular function (GO): GTPase activator activity; zinc ion binding
Source: RefSeq, a predicted model, not a curated record